Messenger RNA from Onychomys torridus (southern grasshopper mouse), 4239 nucleotides. It is a transcript of the gene Ccdc157, whose product is annotated as coiled-coil domain containing 157. Bases 241 to 2805 code for a protein of 854 amino acids. The transcript is spliced from 12 exons. Lineage: Eukaryota; Metazoa; Chordata; Mammalia; Rodentia; Cricetidae. The record is from RefSeq and is a predicted model, not a curated record.
UCCAGCAGGAGUGCCGUGGCGCCCGCGCGGGAGGGGAGGGACGAGGCCUACCCCAGGACUGCAGGCAGAGGAGCACGGCGCGCGGUACCUGUUUGGGCUCUGUGGCUACUGGCGGCGGCGGAGGCACCGCCUGCACGGGUCCGGCCGGCAUGACUGCGACGCUCAGGGCUGCCAGUCCGCCUCAGGGCGACAACCGGUACGGCGGCAAGGUUAAGCUGCACACACGAAGGCUACAACGCAAUGGCAAGAUGGCGGCGACCCAGAGACCAGCCGCGGAAGACAGUGAGCACACUUCCGGCCCCGCCCCCUGGCCACGGCGCACUUCCCACCCCGCCCCGCGGGCAGGGCGGCGCGCUGUGCGGUUGCCAUGGCAGCGGCCUGGGCGCGCAGCUAAGGGUUUCAAGGGAUCCUAGGAGCCGCAGGCGCUCCGGGCGAAGUUUUGUGAGCCGGCCAGACACAGAGCUGAGGCUGCGACGCCGGAGACAGGGAUGGGAGGGCCGCCUGCGGCCAGCCCUAAACCUGAACCAGGAAGCCCAGAGCCAGAAAGCCAGGCCCCGGCACGUGCCCCAGACCUCAGAGCCAAGUCCAAGAGGUGGACAUAGUCAGUCACUCCAGCUUCAUGGGCAGACAUCCGUGAGAGCCCCAGGAGCUGUGGGGAUGGCACACCUGCUAGGCAGCCAGGCCUGCAUGGACAGCCUGCACAAGGACCUCACCGACCUGCAGGGCACCAUUGUGGAAGUGUUCUCCCGUGCUGGGCCUGUGCGCUACCCAUCCUGGAAGUUCCCUGACCGUUUGGCCUGUGAUCUUGAUAUGGUGGCCCUUCUGGAGCACUACGACCAUGUGCCCGGUGACCCUGAGUUCACACAGUUGUCCCAUGCUGUGCUGCUGGAGCUGGUCAUUGACAGGCUCCUGCUGCUGCUUCAGAGCUGUGCCAGCUACCUGGAAAACCUCAGUUUGGAACAGAUGAUGCCGUCUACCCGAGCUGCAGGGCCGUGCAUGUCUGUGGGGCUCACAGUGCGCCGCUUCUGGAGCAACCUGCUGAGGCUGGGCAUGCUUUACCAGCAGGCAGUCCCCCAGAAAAGAGCAAACCAAGGGGAGAUUCCCAUCGCCAAGCCCACGGCCAAGGGUGAACCAGCCAGGAGCCCCGAAGGCAUGACUGCCAAGUUCAUCAAGCCUCCUUCCCCAGUGGCAGGCUUGCCCAUGAUCUGCCAAGGGCUACAGAGCAUCCCUGUCAGAGUCUCCCUGCGGGGCUCAGCGGGGACCUCUGAGAAAACCAAGAGUGUGCACUCUCAGACCAUCGAGACAGCCUUGGUGCCCUGUGAUGCUUGCACCAGUGUCCAGGGCAGCUUGUGGGAGGUGGGCAAGGUGGUCAUCAGCCUGUGUCAGAGCCAAAACCUGCCUUCGUCCUUGGGCCAGUUCCAGAAGUUGGUGCAGGACAGCAUGGGUCUCAAACCACUGCCGGCUGCCACCGUGGGCCACUGGGCAGCAGAGCAGAGCAAAGAUCUGACUCGACUCAAUAAGCAUGUGGGGGCCCUCACCCAACUUGUCGGGCCCCUCAGGACCCAGCUGGAAGAGGCUGAGAGCCAGAAGGAUGAACUAAGGAAGCAGGUGGGCAAGCUGGAGCAGGCUCUGCAGCAGGAGAGAGGAGAGCGGCAGCAGCAGACAGAGGAGGCUGAGCGGAGCCUGGCCAAGUGUGAACAGGACAGGCAACAGCUGCUCACAGAAACGUGUGACCUAAAGACAAAGGUGGCCACUCUGGAGGGAGACCUGAAACAGCAGCAGAAGUCCAUGCAGGCCAUGGCGGCCAAGGUCCAGCAGCUGGAGGAGGAAGGUGAGCGCAGGGCGGCCGCGGAGAGGCAAGUGCAGCAGCUGGAGGAGCAAGUGCAGCUGCUGGCAGGGCGGCUGGACGGAGCUGGCAAGCAGAUCCGCUGGGCCAGCACAGAGCUGGACAAGGAGAAGGCCCGAGUCGACAGCAUGGUCCGUCAUCAGGAGUCCUUGCAAGCCAAGCAGAGGACUCUGCUCCAGCAGCUGGACAGUCUGGACCAGGAGCGGGAAGAGCUGCGGGGAAGUCUGGAUGAGGCUGAGGUCCAGCGGGCUGAGUUGGAGGAGCAGCUGAAGAGCCUGCAGAGCGACAGGGAACAGAAACAGUGCCAGCUACAGGCCCAGCAGGAGCUGCUGCGGAGCGUGCAGCAGGAGAAACAGGACCUGGAGCAGGUAACCACAGACCUGAAGCUGACCAUCUCAGAACUGCACCGGGAGCUGGAGGAGCUGAAGGAGCGGGAGCGACUGCUGGUGGCCUUCCCAGACCUGCACCAGCCCACAGAGGCCCAGACCCACGGUUCUAGCAAUGUCACCCAUGACAUGGAGAGGCAGAUGCAAGCCAAUGACAUCCGCAUCCAGGUCCUACAGGAAGAGAACAGGCGGUUCCAGUCAAUGCUGACCAAAAUCCGAGAGGUGGCCCAACAGGGAGGCCUCACAAUGAUCCCACAGGGCCAGCACUGGUCCCCUCCCUACAAGGACACCCAGGGAGAGAUAGCCCCAGCCCAGGCACAGAAUACAUCCCUAGGGCCCACUGGCAGACGGCCGUUUCCCGGAAGCCGGGCGAGCAGCACAGGCAGAACCCAUCCAGGAGGCCCCCGAGCCUUCCCCAGCAGCUGGCCCAGCAAAGUCUCUUUGGAAGACAGAACCUAUUCAGCCAACUGCACCCAGAACCCCAUCCGGGCCUUGGCCAGGCUCAGGAGGAAACUCUCACCGAACCGAGGUCAGGCUGGCUCUACAUAUCAGCCCCAGGAGCGGCCCACAUAGCCCAAAGCAGGGGUAGGGCUGGAGGGCAGGUGGCUAGCAAUCUCCCAUGGAAUAAAAGCCCCAGCCAUCUGCCCACAGCGAUCUUGGCCUCAGCGUGGCUGAGCUGGGGGAACAGACCUUCCCUCUUUGUUGGACAAAGGCUUCUUAUGAUCCCACUAGUCAGGUCACUGGCCAAUAGAGGCCUGCCAUUGAGUGGGAGCUUCCGGUCUCCAUCCUGACAGGUGCUGUGGGAGAGUACACAGGGUAGCACCUGAGCCAUAGAAAGGGCUGAGCGGUAACCCUGGGUUCACUGACCAGCACUUAGGGUAGGGCUCGGGAUGUGAGGGCGCAUCUGAAACAAGGACCCAGAGGCCAUGACCUUGUCUCUGGUCCAGUAAGGCAGGCAGAGAACAGCAGCACUUUGCCUUCCACCUUGGUUCUGCAUCUGGUGCAGGACCCGAGGGCACUAAGCAGCUCAUCAAAGAGCUCGCUCCUUUAGGGACAGCGGAGAGGCCCCUCUUCGGUCCUAGAGGUCAGAGCCUCACAAAGCCACUGAAGGAAAGCCCAGACCUUUGGACACCUUAGCCAGCCAUGGUUUGCUGAGCAUUAGACUCUAGAGCUCACCCAGUUCAGGGUGACAUGGCACUAAGUAAGGAUGUUACUAGCCACACCAUGCACACAGUGGCUAUUUUUCUAAAGCAAGUCAUUGGCCUGCCUCCAGUCACCUUGUUUGUGAAGGACAGGCUCUAAAUUCUUACUGAGGAUUUCUCGGGUCACACUUUCCUCGCCUUCUGGGUGGCAUUAUUUAUUAUGUGAUGAGGAGGCCAUCAGGUUGAGUGCCUCAGUUUACAGUGAAGGGUCAAAGGAAGCUGCAUGUGCAGUGAGCUGGCAUUGGCAGGUCUCCCAACUCUGUCUCUUAACAGCCCAGGGUUGCUGGAGGAAACCGGAUGCUCUGAGUCACUCUGUCAGGGAGAGCCGGCUUUGGACACAGCUCCCUGAGAGAGGCCCUGUUCCCACUGAGCAUCCCAGGCCUCCACUGACUCAACAUCCAUUUAUUAGCUCUCACUUCUGCCAGUUGGUAAGCCAGACCCUUCCCAAACAGGAGGAUUGAGAGUUCAAGGCUAGCCUUUGCUAUAUAGGGAGGACCUGACUCAGACAGACAGAGAACAAUAGGAAACAAGCAAAACGUUCAGAAGUCCAGUUUGUUUGGCCAGGUCCUCUGCUCAGAGGCCCAAAUCAAGGUAUCAUUCAGGGUGUCUCCUUUAGAUGACUCUGGGUAAUAGUCCUCUUACAAAUCCUAGCUGUGGCAUAGCUUGAUCCUUAGGCUCAGGCUUUGGGGCUGAGGUCCCCAUUGCCACGCUGCUCUUGCCUGGUUUCUUAUUUGCACCGCCCAUCUUCAAGAAGGCAGCUGGGCGGUGGUGGCGCACACCUUUAAUCCCAGCACUCAGGAGGCAG